GGAGACAGCAAAAGAGAAACGGGGAAUCUAACAUCACUGCUGUCAUCGGUGGAAAUGUGUCGGCCUGCAGACUUCACACCAACAUGGAAACUGAGAAGCUGGAACUGAAUUUGUCUCACAGCCCAAAACUUAGAUGGCACACAGGACAGCAAACUACAUGACCUGGAUACACAGAUCAUAAAAAAGCUGACACCUGAGCGGUCCCACAGAGCCGGCCAGCAUGUCAUCCAACUCCUCGGAUCCGUGUGCGCCGGACGACAACCUCUGCAUAAUCCGGGUACAUGAGCAGGGGGUGAUCAUCGUCCCUACGCUGCUCUUCUUCGGCACCCUCAUCACCCUGGUGCCCCUGUUCAUUCUGAGGUACUGCGCUCAACAGAAGAGGACCCGGGUCACAGUUCCACAACGUUACAACAACGAAACACACCGACACACAAAGAGGAACAACCACAGACCACAACUACGGGGCAUAGACGCUCCCCCUGGGAUUGACCCACUAGAGCACGAAGAGGUGCCUAUGUCGGUUCAACAUGUGCAGCAGAAUAGGAGGCCAACUCUGGCUGCAGUGCCCCAGAUGUCCACAGGGAGGCAUCAGGGAGGCUUCAGCCAGGUCUCUGCACUGCCGCUGACCUUCGCUGUGCAGCCUAAUGACACAGUGAGCCUCUACAGAGCACGCAUGGACAACAGGAACGUCGUCCUGAGGGUGCUGAAAGAAACAUCAAACAACAUUGAGAAACAGAACUUUCUAGGCUUCGCUUCCUUCGUGUCCGGUCUGGGGCCGCACCCCUUCCUACCUGUGCUGAUGGGCGUCGUUUCAGUCCAGUCGCCUUUAGUUAUGGUGGUGGAAGAGCUGCAGCACAGAGACCUGCUGGGAUUCCUGUGGAGAUGUAGACAGGACAACACAGGUUUGGAGCCUUUGUGUGAAAUGACAGAGAAGAGGAUCUUCACCAUGGCGGGACAGGUGGCCUCUGCUCUGGAGUACCUGCACACUCAGCGCUGCAUCCAUGGCAACGUAGGAGCUCGGAGCGUUCUGGUUGGCGGAGAUCUGACGGCCAAACUGUGGGGACUGGGCCCGGUCUACCGCAGGAGGACACAGGCUGGUUCCCCGGGGGAGGUGGAGGACAUGGAGAUGAGGAAAUGGCAGGCACCUGAAGUGUUGGCCAGGAGAAUCCUAAGUCAGAGCAGUGAUGUAUGGUCCUUUGGCAUUCUCCUCUAUGAAAUGGUCACAUUGGGUGACCCACCAUUUGCUCAGAUCAUGGCGACUGAACUUCUGCAGCAUCUCCAAAGAGGAAAACAUCUCAAACGACCGGCCACAUGCUCCACCUCACUCUACUCCAUCAUCAGGUCGUGCUGCCACUGGAACCCGCAACAGCGACUCUCCAUGUCGGAACUGAUUAGAAAACUUCAAGCGGGAGAGCAAUCAGCCAAUGGGAGGACGGUCCUUAGAGUGCCGGAGCCAAUGAUCUUUGAGAAAUACCUGCGGGAGGCGGGAUAUGGAGAGGCUUACAACUAUGCUGUGCUGUGAUUGGCUGAGCGUUGCCAGCAAGGUGGACACCUGCAGGAAUGAAUAACUUUAUCACAAACGUGCACAUCACGGUUAAUUAUAAACACUUUUGUUUUUUUUAUUUGUUUGGUAUUAUGAAGCACAAUCACUUUAUAUAUUUUAAGAGUAAUAUAUUGAUUGUAAAUAUGUAUUUUCUCUCUAAACAAUGGCUAUGAUCACUUGAAAGACUAUCAUAAUAAUAAAAAAAUACUCGUUUUA
Acanthochromis polyacanthus (spiny chromis) is the source of this 1759-nucleotide messenger RNA. It is a transcript of the gene styk1a, whose product is annotated as serine/threonine/tyrosine kinase 1a. NCBI's taxonomy places the organism in Eukaryota, Metazoa, Chordata, Actinopteri, Pomacentridae. The coding region runs from base 221 to 1522 and encodes 433 amino acids. Gene Ontology annotation, biological process: multicellular organism development; positive regulation of kinase activity; protein phosphorylation. The record is from RefSeq and is a predicted model, not a curated record. Gene Ontology annotation, molecular function: ATP binding; transmembrane receptor protein tyrosine kinase activity. Gene Ontology annotation, cellular component: signaling receptor complex. The transcript is spliced from 10 exons.